Sphaerodactylus townsendi is the source of this 2513-nucleotide messenger RNA. It is a transcript of the gene KLC1, whose product is annotated as kinesin light chain 1. Lineage: Eukaryota; Metazoa; Chordata; Lepidosauria; Squamata; Sphaerodactylidae. Gene Ontology annotation, cellular component: kinesin complex; membrane-bounded organelle; cytoplasm. Gene Ontology annotation, biological process: axo-dendritic transport. The record is from RefSeq and is a predicted model, not a curated record. The coding region runs from base 183 to 1838 and encodes 551 amino acids. The transcript is spliced from 14 exons. Gene Ontology annotation, molecular function: kinesin binding.
CAUUUUCGGUGAGGAGAGAGGCGGAGCCAAGGCCGCUCAGUCAGCGCUGAGGGAAGCCGGGGAAGGAUUGGACCUCCGCUCGGCUGUGGUGGUGGCGGCGGCCGUAGUAACAGCGGCGGUGGCGAGGCCAGCCCCCGCUCCGCGACUGACAGCCGGCCACGGCGGAGGAGUCAUAGCCGGGAAUGUAUGACAACAUGUCCACAAUGGUGUAUCUAAAGGAAGAGAAGUUGGAGAAGCUGACCCAGGAUGAAAUUAUUUCCAAAACUAAGCAAGUGAUUCAGGGAUUAGAAGCACUGAAGAAUGAGCACAAUUCCAUCCUACAGAGUUUACUUGAGACACUCAAGUGUUUGAAGAAAGACGAUGAGACCAAUCUGGUGGAAGAAAAAUCAAACAUGAUUCGCAAGUCUCUCGAGAUGUUGGAACUUGGACUUAGCGAAGCACAGGUAAUGAUGGCCUUGUCAAAUCACUUAAACGCAGUGGAGUCAGAGAAGCAGAAAUUACGUGCCCAGGUUCGCAGGCUAUGCCAGGAAAAUCAGUGGCUGAGGGAUGAGCUGGCCAAUACUCAACAGAAACUGCAGAAGAGUGAACAGUCUGUGGCUCAGCUGGAGGAGGAAAAGAAGCACUUAGAAUUCAUGAACCAGUUAAAGAAAUACGACGAUGAUAUUUCCCCUUCAGAGGAUAAAGACUCCGACUCAACCAAAGAACCACUGGAUGAUUUGUUCCCCAAUGACGAAGAUGACCAAGGGCAAGGAAUGCAACAGCCACAUAGCAGUGCGGCAGCUGCUGCCCAACAGGGUGGCUAUGAGAUCCCCGCAAGAUUAAGGACCCUUCAUAAUCUUGUCAUUCAGUAUGCAUCCCAGGGCAGGUACGAGGUUGCCGUACCCCUCUGUAAGCAAGCACUUGAAGACCUGGAGAAAACCUCGGGCCACGAUCACCCUGAUGUUGCCACUAUGUUGAACAUACUUGCGUUGGUGUACAGGGACCAGAAUAAAUACAAAGAUGCUGCAAACCUGUUGAACGAUGCCUUGGCUAUUCGCGAGAAGACCUUGGGCAAAGAUCAUCCAGCGGUUGCAGCAACUUUAAACAACCUUGCAGUGCUUUAUGGGAAAAGAGGAAAAUAUAAGGAAGCGGAGCCUUUAUGCAAGAGGGCUUUGGAGAUCAGAGAGAAGGUAUUGGGAAAAGAUCAUCCAGAUGUUGCCAAACAGCUAAAUAAUCUGGCCUUGCUGUGUCAGAACCAGGGUAAAUACGAAGAAGUGGAAUACUAUUACCAGCGAGCACUUGAGAUCUACCAAACAAAACUGGGACCAGAUGAUCCAAAUGUAGCAAAGACAAAGAACAAUUUGGCAUCCUGCUACCUGAAACAAGGCAAAUUCAAACAAGCAGAAACUUUAUACAAAGAGAUCCUCACUCGUGCCCACGAAAGGGAAUUUGGCUCUGUGGAUGAUGAAAACAAGCCCAUCUGGAUGCAUGCUGAAGAGAGAGAAGAGUGCAAAGGAAAGCAAAAAGAUGGCACGACAUUCAGUGAAUACGGAGGCUGGUACAAAGCUUGCAAAGUUGACAGUCCAACAGUCACAACUACCUUAAAGAAUCUCGGAGCACUUUACAGACGCCAAGGCAAGUACGAGGCAGCCGAAACAUUAGAAGAAGCAGCAAUGAGGUCCCGUAAACAGGGUCUUGACAAUGUUCACAAACAGAGAGUUGCAGAAGUCCUGAACGACCCGGAAAGUAUAGAGAGAAGGCGAAGCCGCGAGAGCCUCAAUGUCGACGUGGUAAAGUAUGAGAGCGGCCCUGACGGAGGAGAGGAAGUGAGUAUGAGCGUAGAAUGGAAUGGGGCCUAGAUGCCUUUUCUGAUUCUUACACUGUCUUCUGCAUGGCCGGGGCGUGCACCGUCUUGAAGCUCUAACUUCUCUUCACUACUGACUGCUGUGUAUUUAGCAAUCCUUUAAGAUAUUCUUGUCAGAGCUACACUUCUUUUUUUUAACACGGCCAUUCCUUCAGUGCUGGUGUCUCUUUUUUUGGUGGGACCGAGGAGGUUUCCUCUUUCUUUUCCUGUACAUGUAGCCAGCUUUGUUGUCAGACAAUGUUGCCUAGUCUUACAAAAUGUGGUGUCAAUAACCAUUUGCUGUGUAAACAGAUGAGAGUUAGCAAAUUAAAGAGUGAAGUUCACAAGUAGCUGUUUCUCUCUCAGAGGAAAGGUAGUUUUUUUAAAAAAAGUAUCCUGUAAGGUAUUCUUCAAAUAGCAUGAUGGUGACCUUUACGGAACAAAUUGUUUAUUAAGAAAUAAUUAUUACAAAAAGGCAUGUGCUCACAGUGCAUUUAGUGUUUUUAGAGGCCUAUAACAUGGUUUAACAUCAAUAUGGAACUCUGGAUGUCUUUGCUUAUGCUUACACUAAAGUAGCUACACUGUUUAGUCUGUGUGUGAAACUUCAGCGGUUAUGCUUUUCUCUACUAAUCUUGGUGUUGGGCGACUGUGUAUUUGUCUUUCUAACUUCUAAUAAACUCACUCCAACUGA